AUGCUGUGUUGCCUGCUGGUGAGGGCCAGCAACCUGCCGGGAGUGAAGAAGGACCAGCGUAGCGAUCCGGUGGCCAGCCUGACUUUCCGAGGAGUGAAGAAGAGAACCAAAGUCAUCAAGAACAGCGUGAACCCCGUGUGGAAUGAGGGCUUUGAGUGGGACCUCAAGGGCAUCCCCCUGGACCAGACAUCUGAGCUUCAUGUGGUGGUCAAAGACCAUGAGAAGAUGGGGAGGAACAGGUUCCUGGGGGAGGCCAAGAUCCCACUCAGGGAGGUCCUCGCCACACCCAGCCUGUCAGCCAGCUUCAAUGCCCCACUCCUGGACACCAAGCAGCAGUCCACGGGGGCCUCACUGGUCCUGCAGGUGUCCUACACGCCGCUCCCUGGAGCAGUACCCCUGUUCCCACCCACCACGCCUCUGGAGCCCUCUCCAACCCUGCUGGAUUCGGAUGCACUGGCUGGUGGGGGACAGAGCCGGGCCGAGACUUGGUCCCUGCUCAGUGACAGCACGGUGGACACGAGAUACUCUGGAAAGAAGUGGCUGCCCCCCACGGAUACAGGAGGAGAGGAGGAACCGGAGGACCAGGGACUCACAGGGGAUGAGGCAGAGCCAUUCCUAGAUACCAGUGGUGUGCCAGGUCCGGGGGCUCCCUCCACCCCAAAGAAGCCACCAUCUCAUCCUCCCCACUAUCAUCCUGGGAGUAAGAGAGCCAGGAGCACACCUGCACCCAGAAAGCUGCAGUUGGACAAACCGCAGGACUUCCAGAUCAGGGUACAGGUGAUUGAAGGGCGCCAGCUGCCGGGGGUGAACAUCAAGCCUGUGGUCAAGGUCACAGCUGCUGGGCAGACCAAGCGGACACGGAUCCACAAGGGGAACAGUCCACUCUUCAACGAGACUCUUUUCUUCAAUCUGUUCGACUCUCCCGCGGAGCUGUUCAACGAGCCCAUCUUUGUCACGGUGGUGGACUCGCGUUCCCUCAGGACCGAUGCACUCAUCGGGGAGUUCCGGAUGGACGUGGGCACUGUCUACAGAGAGCCUCGACAUGCGUAUGUCAGAAAGUGGCUGUUGCUUUCCGACCCUGAUGACUUCUCUGUGGGUGCCAAGGGCUACCUGAAAGCCAGUGUGUGUGUGCUGGGUCCAGGGGAUGAAGCACCCAUGGACAAAAAAGACCCCUCCGACGAUAGGGAGGACAUUGAAGGCAACCUGCUCAGGCCCACAGGGGUGGCCCUGCGAGGAGCCCACUUCUGCCUGAAGCUCUUCCGGGCUGAGGACCUGCCGCAGAUGGAUGAUGCUGUGUUGGACAAUGUGAAGCAGAUCUUUGGCUUUGACAGCAACAAGAAGAACUUGGUGGAUCCGUUCGUGGAGGUCAGCUUUGCAGGGAAAAUGCUGUGCAGCAAGAUCCUGGAGAAGACGGCCAACCCUCAGUGGAACCAGAGCAUCACUCUGCCUGCCAUGUUUCCCUCCAUGUGUGAGAAAAUGAGGAUUCGCGUGAUGGACUGGGACCGCCUCACCCACAACGACAUCGUGGCCACCACCUACCUGAGUAUGUCGAAGAUCUCUGCCCCUGGAGGGGAACUGGAAGUGGAUGACCAUCUGGGGUUUCUGCCCACUUUUGGGCCCUGCUAUGUCAACCUCUACGGCAGCCCCAGGGAGUUCACAGGAUUUCCGGACCCCUAUGCGGAGCUCAACACCAGCAAGGGAGAAGGCGUGGCUUACCGAGGCCGCCUCCUGCUCUCCCUGGAGACCAAGUUGGUGGAGCACAGUGAGCAAAAGGUGGAGGACCUCCCUGCUGACGACAUUCUGCGGGUGGAGAAGUACCUGAGGAGGCGCAAGUACUCGCUGUUUGCUGCCUUCUACUCAGCCUCGAUGCUGCAGGAUGUGGACGCUGCCAUCCAAUUUGAAGUCAGCAUCGGCAACUAUGGGAACAAGUUUGAUACAACCUGUCUGCCACUGGCCUCCACCACCCAGUACAGCCGGGCAGUCUUCGAUGGUUGCCACUACUACUACCUGCCCUGGGGCAACGUGAAGCCGGUGGUGGUACUGUCCUCCUACUGGGAAGACAUCAGCCACAGGGUGGAGACACAGAACCUCCUGCUUGGAAUCGCUGACCGGCUGGAAGCUGGUCUGGCGCAGGUCCACCUGGCCCUGAAGGCGCAGUGCUUGGAGGACGCAGACACCCUGGGGGCUCGGCUGAUGGAUGAGCUCAUUGCAGACUGCAGUCAGCCUCUGCACAACGCCCGUGAGACACCCUCUGCCACCCAACUGGACCACUACCUGUACCAGCUGCGUAGUCGUCACCUGAGCCAGAUCACAGAGGCCGCCCUGGCUCUGAAGCUCAGCCAUGGUGGGCUCCCCGCUGUCCUGGAGCAGGCAGAGGACUGGCUGCUGCGUCUCCGUGCCCUGGCUGAGGAGCCCCAGAACAGCCUGCCAGACAUCAUCAUCUGGAUGCUGCAGGGAGACAAGCGUGUGGCCUACCAGCGUGUGCCGGCCCACCAAGUUCUCUUCUCCCGGCGGGGGGCCCGCUUCUGUGGCAAGGACUGUGGCAAGCUGCAGACCAUCUUUCUCAAAUAUCCGAUGGAGAAGGUGCCUGGAGCCCGGAUGCCAGUGCAGAUUCGGGUCAAGCUCUGGUUUGGGUUAUCUGUGGAUGAGAAGGAGUUCAACCCAUUCGCUGAAGGGAAACUGUCCGUCUUUGCUGAAACCUAUGAGAACCAGACCAAGCUGGCCCUGGUUGGAAACUGGGGCACUACGGGCCUCACCUACCCCAAGUUUUCUGACGUGACGGGCAAGAUCAAGCUGCCCAAGGACAGCUUCCGUCCCUCUGCUGGCUGGGCCUGGGCCGGAGAUUGGUUCGUGUGUCCGGAGAAGACCCUGCUCCAUGACGCUGAUGCUGGCCACCUGAGCUUCGUGGAGGAGGUGUUUGAGAACCAGACACGGCUGCCCGGAGGCCAGUGGAUCUACAUGAGUGACAACUACACCGAUGUGAAUGGGGAGAAGGUACUGCCCAAGGAUGACAUUGAAUGCCCUCUGGGCUGGAAGUGGGAAGACGAAGAGUGGUCCACUGACCUCAACCGGGCCGUUGAUGAACAAGGCUGGGAGUACAGCAUUGCCAUGCCCCCGGAUCGAAAGCCCAGGCACUGGGUGCCUGCUGAGAAGAUGUACUACACGCACCGCCGACGGCGCUGGGUGCGCCUGCGCAGGAGGGACCUCAGCCAGAUGGAAGCCCUGAAGAGGCACAGGCAGGCGGAGGCAGAGGGCGAGGGCUGGGAGUACGCCUCACUCUUUGGCUGGAAGUUCCACCUGGAGUAUCGCAAGACGGAUGCCUUUCGACGCCGCCGCUGGCGCCGCCGCAUGGAGCCGCUGGAGAAGACAGGGCCUGCAGCUGUGUUUGCUCUUGAGGGGGCCCUGGGUGGUGUGGUGGACGACAGGAGUGAGGAUUCCAUGUCAGUGUCCACACUGAGCUUCGGCGUGAACAGACCCACUAUUUCCUGCAUCUUUGACUAUGGAAACCGCUAUCAUCUACGCUGCUACAUGUACCAGGCCCGGGACCUGCCUGCGAUGGACAAGGACUCAUUUUCUGAUCCCUAUGCUAUCGUCUCCUUCCUGCACCAAAGCCAGAAGACAGUGGUGGCCAAGAACACCUUGAACCCCACUUGGGACCAGACACUCAUCUUCUAUGAGAUCGAGAUCUUUGGUGAGCCGGCCAGCAUCACUGAGCAGCCGCCCAGCAUCGUAGUGGAGCUGUACGACCAUGACACCUAUGGUGCUGAUGAGUUUAUAGGCCGCUGCAUCUGUCAGCCAAGUCUGGAGCGGACACCCCGGCUGGCCUGGUUCCCACUGCUGCGGGGUGGUCAGCCAGCCGGAGAGCUGCUGGCUUCCUUUGAACUCAUCCAGAGAGAGAAGCCGGCCAUCCACCACAUUCCUGGUUUUGAGGUGCCAGACAGCUCAAGGAUCUUGGAUGAGUCUGACGAUGCAGAUCUGCCCUACCCUCCACCUCAGAGGGAGGCCAACGUCUACAUGGUUCCGCAGAACAUCAAACCUGCUCUGCAGAGGACCGCCAUAGAGAUUCUGGCGUGGGGCCUGCGGAACAUGAAGAGCUACCAGCUGGCCAGCAUCUCCUCCCCCAGCCUCGUGGUGGAGUGUGGGGGCCAGACGGUGCAGUCUUGUGUCAUCAGGAACCUGCGCAAGAACCCCAACUUCGAUGUCUGCACCCUCUUCAUGGAAGUGAUGCUACCCCGGGAGGAGCUCUACUGCCCUCCCAUCGUGAUCAAGGUCAUUGAUAACCGCCAGUUUGGCCGCCGGCCUGUUGUGGGCCAGUGCACCAUCCGUUCCCUGGAGAGCUUCCUGUGCGACCCCUAUUCGGCCGAGAGUCCAUCUCCACAGGGCGGCCCAGAUGAUGUGAGCUUGCUCAGCCCUGGAGAAGACGUGCUCAUCGACAUUGAUGACAAGGAGCCGCUCAUCCCCAGUCAGCUUGCAGAUGGGCUGUCGAGCUUGGCCCCCACUAACACGGCGUCUUCUCCAUCCAGUCCUCAUGAAGAAGAGUUCAUCGAUUGGUGGAGCAAAUUCUUUGCCUCUAUAGGGGAGAGAGAGAAGUGUGGUUCCUACUUGGACAAGGAUUUUGACACGCUAAAGGUCUAUGACACCCAGCUGGAGAAUGUGGAGGCCUUUGAGGGUUUGUCUGACUUCUGCAACACCUUUAAGCUGUACCGGGGCAAGACUCAGGAGGAGAUGGAGGACCCAUCUGUCAUUGGGGAGUUUAAGGGCCUCUUCAAAAUUUACCCCCUCCCAGAAGACCCGGCCAUUCCUUUGCCUCCAAGACAGUUCCACCAGCUGGCUGUCCAGGGACCCCAGGAGUGCUUGGUCCGGGUCUACAUUGUCCGUGCAUUUGGACUGCAACCCAAGGACCCCAAUGGGAAGUGUGAUCCUUAUGUCAAGAUCUCCAUAGGGAAGAAAUCGGUGAGCGACCAGGACAACUACAUCCCCUGCACCUUGGAGCCUGUAUUUGGAAAGAUGUUUGAGCUGACCUGCACCCUGCCCCUGGAGAAGGACCUGAAGAUCACCCUGUAUGACUAUGACCUCCUCUCCAAGGAUGAGAAGAUUGGGGAGACGGUCAUUGACCUGGAGAACAGGCUGCUGUCUAAGUUUGGGGCUCGCUGCGGCCUCCCACAGACCUACUGCAUCUCUGGACCAAACCAGUGGAGGGAUCAGCUCCGCCCCUCCCAGCUCCUGCACCUCUUCUGCCAGCAGCACAGAGUCAAGGCCCCCGUGUACUGGACAGACCGUGUGGCAUUUCAGGAUAAGGAGUACACUCUGGAGGAGAUAGAGGCUGGCAGACUCCCAAAUCCCCACCUGGGCCCAGCACAGGAGCGUCUGGCCUUACACAUCCUCCAGCAGCAGGGCCUGGUUCCAGAGCAUGUGGAGACACGGCCCCUCUACAGCCCUCUGCAGCCGGACAUUGAGCAGGGGAGGCUGCAGAUGUGGAUAGACCUGUUUCCCAAGGCUCUGGGACGGCCUGGACCUCCCUUCAACAUCACCCCUCGGAGAGCCAAAAGAUUCUUCCUGCGUUGCAUUAUCUGGAACACCAAAGAUGUGAUCCUGGACGAUUUCAGCAUCACUGGGGAGAAGAUGAGUGACAUUUAUGUGAAAGGCUGGAUGGUCGGUUUCGAGGAGCACAAGCAGAAGACGGAUGUGCACUACCGCUCGCUUGGCGGCGAGGGCAACUUCAACUGGAGGUUCAUCUUCCCCUUUGACUAUCUGCCGGCUGAGCAGGUCUGCACCAUCGCUAAGAAGGAUGCCUUCUGGAGACUGGACAAGACUGAGAGCAAAAUCCCCGCUCGAGUGGUGUUCCAGAUCUGGGACAAUGACAAGUUCUCCUUCGAUGACUUCCUGGGUGCCUUGCAGUUGGACCUCCACCGCAUGCCCAGGCCAGCCAGGACAGCUGAGAAGUGCUCCUUGGACCAGCUGGAUGAGGUCUUCCACCCAGAGCGCUUUGUAUCUCUCUUUGAGCAGAAGACAGCAAAGGGCUGGUGGCCCUGUGUGGCCGAAGAGGGCGAUAAGAAGAUCUUGGCGGGCAAGCUGGAAAUGACCCUGGAGAUUGUAGCAGAGAGUGAGCAUGAGGAACGGCCAGCUGGCCAGGGUCGGGAUGAGCCCAACAUGAACCCGAAGCUCGAAGACCCAAGGCGUCCUGACACCUCCUUCCUGUGGUUCACCUCCCCGUACAAGACGAUGAAAUUCAUCCUGUGGCGGCGCUACCGAUGUGCCAUCAUCUUCUUCAUCAUCCUCUUCAUCCUGCUGCUGUUUCUGGGCAUUUUUGUCUAUGCCUUCCCGAACUAUGCUGCCAUGAAGCUGGUGAAACCCUUCAGCUGAGAGCACUCCUGGCCCUGUGCUGCUGAGUUCCUGCAGCUCUCCGAGACCAGCCAUCCUGCCAAAGUGGGCAACACAGAAGGACAGACGCAUGCUCCAAGAGUGGCUAACAUCGAGCCUGGUGGAUGGUCACCCCCUUUCAUCAUCUCUUUCUCCUCCAACUCCCACCCCCCCUUUUUGGAUGAGCACGCAUAUAUUUCAGUACAAAACAGA
Molecule: messenger RNA, 6573 nt
Organism: Ochotona curzoniae (black-lipped pika)
Lineage: Eukaryota; Metazoa; Chordata; Mammalia; Lagomorpha; Ochotonidae
Gene: DYSF
Product: dysferlin
Exons: 56
Coding region: 1-6363 (2120 amino acids)
Biological process (GO): plasma membrane organization; membrane fusion
Cellular component (GO): membrane
Source: RefSeq, a predicted model, not a curated record